GCACGUGGAUCGCAAGCGUCUUGGUGCUACUCAUCAUGAUCGGAACUUCAUUCCUUAUCUUAAAAAAUUACAGGCGCAACAUUUUGCAACUAUUCAGGGGAGAUAAAUCUUUUCUACCACCCAUAAACCUCUCUCCAACGACAUUGAUGGCUACCGGCAUGCGAUGGCCUGGAUAUCAGAUUGCUUACCUAUUCUGGGGUCUUUUAAUCUUCUUCUGUACCGUCUGGGCAAUUCUCUUCUGUGUAAUAUUUGGCGUGUAUCUUGUCAUUUUAUCAGGUUGGAAUAGCGUGGGAAAUCUUGUUGAAUGGAUUGUAUCCCCAAUUUUGAUGAGUCUCAUCAUUUUCUACAGCCAAAAAGCUUGGGCACGUUUUUUCUUCCUUCAGCCUCGCCCCGGGCCCGAUCAACCUGUCCCACUUGCGCUAGAUAACCGGAAUGCUUUCGAUUCGGCUUAUUACAUCACCUUCUUCCUCAACAUUACCAUCGGUUUGUUUGCUUGUAUGAAAAGACUGUUACUGUCAUCCGUUGUUGGUCUUCUAACUUUGGGCAGAACAGACCAGCCUUUCGUUAAGAGGGGCUAUGAGCGCUUGGACAAAGGUGACGCAAACAGGCGGGCGAGGCGACGAUGGCACGUGGCGUACACUCUUGUCCGUAACCCUGAUUUGAUAGCAGGGAGAAAACAUAAUAUUUCCUUCCAUGCUGAUCAGUCUGCAGGAGACAAUGAGGCUAUAAUGCAGCCCAUUGUGUCAGAGACAGUCGGUCUGUAAUGCAUCCCAGCCUGCAGGAGACAUUGGGAUUGUAAUGCAGUUCAGUGUGCACGGGACAAUGAGGCCGUAAUGCAUAACCAGUGUGUAGAUUCGAGUUUGAUCGACCCUGAUUACCAUUUUAGACGCGAAGAGUCAGAAGCUCUGGGAUGCUGAUUCUAGAGGAAUGACCUGUAAUAGUACAGCUAUAUAGCGGUCACUACAAUGAUAAAGUUUUCUGACGAGUCGUUUCUUAUUUUCAAGUGCUUUCCGCUUAUUUGCGGUAUGUUAUUUGUUGGAUUUUUUCGAUUGGUGCCAAAUGCCCUUGGCUGUGGUCGAGCUGAUUUCAGACACAUACGUCCAAUUUAGACAAAACGGUGCACCUUUUUGUAGGCUUAGUUUCCUUAAGAAACACAUUAUUUCUAAAACGCUUAACAAAAGCUUCCAUCCACCCAGACAACCUGUUUUGUAAAAGCUAUAUUCAGUUGUCUUACUUUCUUUUCAAUAAAUCACGUAUAUUAUUCGCAUAUAAUUUUGGCAGCACCGGUGUGGGCUAUUUUGAGCUUUCAUAAUGAAAGUUUCUGCUCCUGUUUCUAUUUGUAUGUGUAAAUGCUUUAACAUGUAUGGAUAAU
This is a messenger RNA of Liolophura sinensis, 1372 nucleotides long. Its product is annotated as stimulated by retinoic acid gene 6 protein-like. Bases 36 to 764 code for a protein of 242 amino acids. The transcript has 7 exons. The record is from RefSeq and is a predicted model, not a curated record. NCBI's taxonomy places the organism in Eukaryota, Metazoa, Mollusca, Polyplacophora, Chitonida, Chitonidae. Gene Ontology annotation, biological process: vitamin A import into cell. Gene Ontology annotation, molecular function: signaling receptor activity; retinol transmembrane transporter activity. Gene Ontology annotation, cellular component: plasma membrane.